Messenger RNA from Pararge aegeria (speckled wood butterfly), 636 nucleotides. RefSeq names its product enhancer of split malpha protein-like (gene E(spl)malpha). Gene Ontology annotation, biological process: sensory organ development; Notch signaling pathway. NCBI's taxonomy places the organism in Eukaryota, Metazoa, Arthropoda, Insecta, Lepidoptera, Nymphalidae. The record is from RefSeq and is a predicted model, not a curated record.
AUCAAAAAAACCACAACACCCACACAUGUAGAAGGGAGCUUUUCACGCAUGCGCGUUUUGUGCCGGGGGCUGCCGGCCGAGUAUAAAUAGCCGCGCGGCCCGAUCAGCCCUACAUUCCCGCUUGUAUUCUCACUAGCAACACACGCUCUCUACAUUCCCAAUAUGUCUUACUACGCGAAUAACGAAUACAUCAUUGCGACUAACAACUCGAUCAACGAGAACAAAUAUAACAGUGAAAAGAUGAAAAACAGUGGCCUCAAGGCCCUACUGAAGCCGAUCAUGAAAAUGAUUAAGAAAACGACGAAGCGCUCUCCCGCCAAAACGGUCGACACGUGUUACGAGGAAGACCAGAACGCGUGUAACGAGGCGCUUGAGAAUAAAAUCUACAGUGAGAUGGACGCGUGCCAGUCUGCCGCGUUCCUCGUCACCAACCAGGAUGACAGCUACGACCUUGUGCCCAUUGCCCGUGAAGACUUCUACAUUCCCGUUCACUUCGCACGCACGGACGCUGGCACCUUCUUUUGGACCACAGUUUCCAAGACAGAGACAGACUUCGCUGCCGCACACUGCUACACCGAAUGCCAAACCGCCGAACAACAGCACCCCGUCUUCCAGGACCGUUGGGUCCAAGCCUAA